Molecule: messenger RNA, 390 nt
Organism: Penicilliopsis zonata CBS 506.65
Lineage: Eukaryota; Fungi; Ascomycota; Eurotiomycetes; Eurotiales; Aspergillaceae
Exons: 4
Coding region: 119-361 (80 amino acids)
Cellular component (GO): mitochondrial intermembrane space
Source: RefSeq, a predicted model, not a curated record
AUAUUCCUUUGCUGGGGCUUUUCUUUGAACCGAUUGAAUAAGAAAUCCGAGAGCAGAAUUGCUGAUUUAAGCAUACGGGAAGCAAUUGUCCAUUGUCCCUGUCUCUACACGUCGCACCAUGGGGAAUCCAAAAGACUAUGUAGCAGAUGACCCUCCAUGUCAUUCGCGAGCUUGUGCCAUUCAAGCCUGCCUCACAAAGAACUCAUACCGAGAAGACAGAUGUCAAGCCCAGAUAGAUGCUUUAUACGCCUGCUGCAAUGCCUUCUACCAGGAAAGGGGCGACGACGCAAAGACACCAAGCUGUCCCAAACCUUCGCUCCUGAGGUUGAAGAUGAAGCAACGAGCCAGUAACCAUUCUUGAUCAACCUGCCACAAUCCUUUGUACAGUCG